AGUGCCGCGAGCGCGCGCGUUCGUUUGUUCGACGUCGAUUUAUCAUCCGGUGGAAAACAAAAAACGACGACGGGACGCGUGGCUCGGAAUCCGCGAGAACACACGCGAGCGCGCGCGUAUAAUUACCAGCCGAACACGUUACAAUUGGCGUCGUUUAGACGGCGCGAGCGCGCGCGGCCCACAAUAGACACCGAUGGCAUUGUCGCGGUUUUGCAUAUUUAUUUUUUUUUCCCCCGACGGCACAUCCGCGACCACGUCUAACCGACGUGCACAAUUAACCCGUUCGGGCCGCCCCUCUCCCCGGUGACGGCGUGCACACACCGUUAUUGGACGCGUUCCUCGCGAGAGUUUCCGCGUCAAUCGCGUCGCUACGUCCUCGUCGGCACACGUACCACAUCCGUCAGGUCACCGCAACCAUGGUCGGUCACUGGAGUUUGUUCGUCGUCUUGUGCAUAUCGUCGCUCGUCGGAGACCUGGUGUUCGGAAGUAUGUUCCCGAAUAUACCAUCGAACCCUUCGCCGCCGCCUGAGUUCAUAACUACACAUCAAGAAGUCAAUUGGCCGUUAAAAAAUUUAGCUACACCUGCAGAGGUAAUCGUCGCGAAAGAAGUCAAAACCAACGACCGGGAGCUUCAAGUGGAACGGACGACACAAGAGAAAAACUGGGAAAGUGAUCGCCAAGCUGUGGAUGUUUCGCCAAAAAUUAUUGUGAUCAACAAUGAACAGAAACCAGUCAGUGGGAUUUUAAUUCACAACACAACACAAGAUGGAAAUAAAAAAUUAUCUCUGUCCAUUAAAUGAUGAAGUACUAACACCAGAAGUACCUACCUAUGCAACGUAAAAAUUUUUAUGUUUUUUUUUUUUCUGAACCGUUUAUAAUAAUCAUCAAUCAAAAUAAUUGGGUUAUAGAAAUAUAAUAUAUGUACCUUAUGCCUAGACGUUUUUCCAUGAUUUUCCAAAUGUCACCUACAUAUCCUGAGAUAUCGUAUAUCACACUGGCAUUCGUCAACAGCAACAAAUAAGGCGGCAUCUGGUUGUUGAAAAAAAAAAUUGUAAAUAACAUUUUACUAAAGUUUAUAAAUUUAACUUAAAGAAAACAACAACAAUCUGUAAAGCAUUUACACUUGGAUAAUGCACUAUACAUACAAUUUCAAGUCACUGCAAAAAAAUCAAAUCAAAGUUCCUAUUUAAAUGUCAAGUAUGAAAAAGUGCCCAUUUUUUGUGAAAUGUAAUUUGUAUUAAUUCUACAAAAAUACAAAAAUAAUGAAAUGGA
This is a messenger RNA of Sipha flava (yellow sugarcane aphid), 1272 nucleotides long. RefSeq lists its product as uncharacterized. Lineage: Eukaryota; Metazoa; Arthropoda; Insecta; Hemiptera; Aphididae. The transcript is spliced from 3 exons. The record is from RefSeq and is a predicted model, not a curated record. Bases 417 to 800 code for a protein of 127 amino acids.